AUGAAACAAUUCAAACGAAAUAUCGACAAAGAUGGUGCCGGAGAGGUGACAAUAUCAUGUGAUGAAGCAGAGGAUAUGUGGCAUGUUUAUAAUUUAGUACGUGUUGGUGAUAGAGUCCGAUGUACAACAGUUCGAAAGGUUACAACGGAAUCAAACACUGGUAGUACAUACAGCCAGCGGGUGCAUACUGUUUUAUCGAUUUCCAUUGAAACCGUUGAUUUUGAUCCCAUAGCUUGCAUCUUGCACCUGAAAGGUAGAAAUGUUGCUGAGAACCAACAUGUGAAAAUGGGACAGUACCAUACAUUGGAUAUCGAUGUUGGGAAGAAAUUCAAAUUGUGGAAACCACAAUGGGAUUCGAUAGAUUUGGAUCGCUUGGACUUGGCACUUGAUCCAUCCCGAACUGCUGAUGUAGCUGCUGUUGUAAUGCAUGAGGGUUUGGCGAAUUUAUGCCUCGUGACGGCGCAGAUGACCAUCGUCAAGGCAAAAAUUGACAUGCAGAUUCCGAGGAAAAGGAAGGGUCUUUCAAGUCAUCACGACAAGGGUAUACAACGUUUUUAUGAAGCUAUUGCAACGGCAUUUGUUAGGCAUGUGGACAUGAAGAUAGUUAAAUGUGUAUUGAUAGCUAGCCGUGGCUUUCUCAACGAACAAUUUCUUAAUUAUUUGAUGCAGUAUGCCGACAAACAUGGGAACAAGUUGAUUUUAGAAAGUCGUAGCAAAUUUUUACUUGUCCAUGCCAGCAGUGGCUUUAAACAUGCACUUAAAGAGGUGCUGUCAAAUCCUAGUGUGGCAACCGCUCUCUCCGAUACCAAAGCUCAAGUUGAAGUUAAGACACUUGACAUGUUUUAUCAGCUAAUGGCAACUGAUCCAUCGCGUGCCUUUUAUGGUUAUAAGCACGUGUUGAUGGCUAACCAACAGCUUGCUAUCGACACCUUGUUGCUAUCCGACUCGUUGUUUAGAUCAAAUGAUAUCCAGCUAAGGAGGAAGUAUGUUGAACUGGCAGAGUCUGUAAAAGAACAGGGGUCGAACGUGUUGAUAUUCUCGUCAAUGCAUGUGUCGGGUGAGCAACUUAGCGCACUGGGUGGCGUGGCUGCUGUUUUAAGAUUUCCAUUGCACGAACUGGAAGAUGAGCAAAUGUCCGACAGUGAGCAUAGUGAAGACGAUAACAAUAUCAAGAAUUAA
Messenger RNA from Brugia malayi, 1179 nucleotides. It is a transcript of the gene Bma-pelo-1, whose product is annotated as putative 42.9 kDa protein R74.6 in chromosome III, putative. The transcript is spliced from 8 exons. The record is from RefSeq and is a predicted model, not a curated record. Gene Ontology annotation, biological process: RNA surveillance; ribosome disassembly; nonfunctional rRNA decay. Lineage: Eukaryota; Metazoa; Nematoda; Chromadorea; Rhabditida; Onchocercidae. Bases 1 to 1179 code for a protein of 392 amino acids. Gene Ontology annotation, cellular component: cytoplasm.